UGGCAGGUGAAGUCUAUGGUCAGGGUUGUCCCUUCUAUAUAACAGUGAGUGUGGUUUGUAGAGUAAGGAGGCAGAGAUGGCUCUCUUUCUGUUCCUUGUCUUUGUAUCCUUCUCUCCAGUUCUGGCCCAGCUUGAACAGAGGGACAACGCAUGUACCCAGAGCACAAAAAACCAGUGCCAGGACCUGAAGGUAGCCAUCCAGUGCAGAACGGUGCGUCUUUGUUUGAAAACCAAAUGGCGCCAGCGUAAAGUAAAAGAUGACACCUGCAACACGUGCAAAACUUUCAUGCGGGAGAUUGUUGGCAUGGGGAACCGCAAUUCACCGAAGGAUGCCUUGAAAGCUGCACUGCACAAAGGCUGUGAUUCGAUCCCAAUCAAAGAGUUGAAAGACCAGUGUAACAACUAUGUUGAUUCCUAUCUGUCCAUAAUAAUUCAAUUACUCGAGAAAGAGGUGAAACCACAUGUGGUGUGUGCUGCUCUUGGCCUGUGCAAAUCGAGGGAGCACAAAAACCCUUCCACUUCCAUCCCUGAGGACGAGCCAGACAUGGUUAAUCAGACUCCGCCUGACACUACAGUCUCGAGGCAAUUCCAGGGGCCACUUCCCAAAGGCGUAUUCAGCUGCGAAUUUUGUCUGCGUAUCACACAGAAACUGAAGCACUUAUUGCCUGAGGAGAAAACUGAGAAAUCCAUCGCCAAAGUGCUAAGUAAGAUCUGCUCCUUCCUGCCAGACAAAUUAUUGACAAGAUGCAACAACUUUAUGAAUAAGAUUGGGAAAUCUGUCGUGGAGUUGCUCUACAAAAAGAUAAUGCCAGGUGGUGUGUGUGAUACUCUUCACUUCUGCUCCACAGACAAGAGGACCUUCAUGCUGCCUAUAAUGUCCUGUAAUAUGUGUGAGAACGUAGUGCAUCAGCUCAAGUCAGCUCGGAAGCAGGGCACAGAAGUGGAUGUACUCCUGCCAAAAGCCUGCAACUCAUAUUCUGAUGCCUCCAAAUUGGUGUGUGAAGACUUUAUCCACUCCCAUAAAGCCCAGCUCAGCAAUCUUCUUCAGAAUCAGGAGGACAAAGAUCUUUGUGGGGAACUGGAUUUCUGUGUAAGAAAAGUGGAGGCAGUAUUGCUUGGACGCGAUGAGUGCACCUGGGCACCAUCACACUGGUGCCAGACCUGGGAAAGUGCCACCCGGUGUAAAAAUGUCGCACUCUGUCAGCAGCUCGGCUGGAAAUACGAUAACUCCUUGAAAACCAAAUCUACGGUUUAGUUUAAACAGCGAAACAUUCCACUGUGUCCUUGCUUAGAAACGUAAUUCAGCAUUAACACAAAUCAUUCUGUCCAGCUGCAUGUUGUGUGUGUGUGUGUCUUUCAGUUUCCUACCCUUACAACUUGUGAUUAAUUGUUAAUACAGCACAUCUCCUACAAUGUGAAAUGUGCAGCUAUGAAUGAAUACAGGUUAUCCCUUUCCCCCCCAUACUGAUCCGCUCUUCUGGAUGGCAUUGUCUCUCAGUUAGGAUUACUGACCUCUCGUAUUGAAUGUGAAUUUUAUACUUUUUUCCAUGAAUCAGGAGUUUAAAAUGAGUACACUCUGAUGUAAAGUAAAACUUCUGAAAAAGAUUGGGAAUAGAGUGUUACUUAGAGCUCAAAGGGUCCACUGAAUGGAUGUCACUGAGGACACAGUCUCCAAGGGCAAAGGGUACAAUAUGGUUCCAGGAUUUUUUUAAACCUGCAAGACUUUCCCAUUGUGUGUGUGUGUGUGUGUGUUAUAUCAGAGACAGUGCAGUCCUCAAAUAGCAAUACGGAAGUGAAACAGUUCAAACUGCUGGUUGUUGUAUGUGUUGAGAGUCUGUGGGUGGAAAUAUUCAGUUAAAACAUGAUUACCUAUAUAACAAUCAGUGCAGUUUAAAAACAAUUUAUUGCGGGUGAAUGACUCUCAGAUAUAUCUGAGAUGUGGUGAGGUACUGUUUAAGAUCAAGGCUUUCCUUCCUACAUAAUGCUGCUAUCAAUGCAUUCUGUCAGCUUUUAUCCAGGCACAGCCAAGCCAGCUACACCAAUAGGACCAACACAAGUUUGCUGAUUCAAGAGGAAAAAGGCAAGAAAAAGGAAAGAAAGAGAGUGAUUUUGACAGAAUUUUAACUGUUGCUGUAGAUCUGACUUAACCCGCGAACAUUUAUGGCUAAUCAUCCUUUCCUUGCACUCUAGCUGAUAUGUGGUGCAAUAAUGAAUAGUGACAGUUAGUCAUGUAGACUAAAGUGCUUCAAAACUAUGAUUUGCUUGCUUAAUAAACUUUUACUAACAUA
This is a messenger RNA of Carcharodon carcharias (great white shark), 2288 nucleotides long. RefSeq names its product prosaposin-like. The record is from RefSeq and is a predicted model, not a curated record. Gene Ontology annotation, cellular component: lysosome. Lineage: Eukaryota; Metazoa; Chordata; Chondrichthyes; Lamniformes; Lamnidae. Gene Ontology annotation, biological process: sphingolipid metabolic process. The transcript has 11 exons. Bases 77 to 1255 code for a protein of 392 amino acids.